Ostreococcus tauri is the source of this 1092-nucleotide messenger RNA. RefSeq names its product Phytanoyl-CoA dioxygenase. The record is from RefSeq and is a predicted model, not a curated record. NCBI's taxonomy places the organism in Eukaryota, Viridiplantae, Chlorophyta, Mamiellophyceae, Mamiellales, Bathycoccaceae. The transcript is spliced from 2 exons. Bases 1 to 1092 code for a protein of 363 amino acids.
AUGUACACUAGCCCGCUCCGCGUUGAAUGUACCAGUAGCGAUGAUUAUUCCAACCCGCUGAGGGAGCGAUGUACGCUAGCCCGCUCUCUUUGGUUGUACCUCAUUAGUCUAUCUAGCCACGUAGCUCCAAUUUUUGACUAUUUCGGUAUGUCGAAACGCUCCACGCCCAACAAGCGCCCUUCCAACCAGAGUCACAUCUCACUUUCUCGCGUCUCCACUUCGCAUCAUCGAAGGAUCGACGAGAUGACGCACGAAGUCAACAUCGACGCGCUCGUCCGCGCUCGAGACGCAUUCGACGCGCGCGGAUACGUCGUCGUUGAAGAUUUACUUUCGAGCGAUUUCAUCUCUGAGUGUCGAGAAGAGUUUCAAGCCAUCGCGCGGGAGACGAUAGGUGACGAAGCGUCGGAGACGGAGAGCUUCUGGGGGCGGUUGGAGGCGCUCGGGUGCGUGGUGCAGGUGAACGAGUCGACGACGUCGGACGCGUUCGACGCCGACGUGAAUCAUCGCGCGAACGGGUCGCGUGCGGCGUGCCGAGACGUAGUUUCUAGAGCAUUGACGCGAGUCGGUGCGAUCGGGACGUACGCGACGGCGUUGUUGCGGACAGAGGAUGCGCGGUUAUUUAACGACCAAUACGUCGUGAAGCCGCCAGCGAGAGGAUGCGCGUCGCUUCAGAUGUCGUGCUUUGCGUGGCACUACGAUAGCCAGUGGUGUCACGAUGACGUUGAUUGGACGUGUGCGCCGUAUGUGAGCUGUUGGGUAGCUUUGGACGACGUAAGCGAGGAGAAUGGGGCGUUACGCAUGCUGCCGUACCCUCCCGCACAGGCGGGCGCUUCGCAUCGCGAGAGAGCGAACUCUUAUCCCGAUCGUGAUACGCUGCCAUCGCCUUUGGACGAAGACGGGUGUGAGAUCGGGCGGUUGCUGACGAUGCGAGCCGGGUCUGUGGUGUUCUUUAGUGACGUCGUCUUGCAUUGCAGUGGACCGAACUUGAGUGGUUCGAUUCGCCGAGCGUGGAUGCCACAGAUCUCGGCUGGACCCGUGGUACGACGAGAUGACUCACCGGUGAGUUUGACGGCAAAGUUGGCGAGUUUGUAG